Epinephelus fuscoguttatus (brown-marbled grouper) is the source of this 4348-nucleotide messenger RNA. It is a transcript of the gene klhl43, whose product is annotated as kelch-like family member 43. NCBI's taxonomy places the organism in Eukaryota, Metazoa, Chordata, Actinopteri, Perciformes, Serranidae. The record is from RefSeq and is a predicted model, not a curated record. Bases 452 to 2536 code for a protein of 694 amino acids. Gene Ontology annotation, molecular function: protein binding. The transcript is spliced from 7 exons. Gene Ontology annotation, cellular component: cytoplasm; nucleus.
GAUACUGACACACACACACAAACACACACACACACAGCACUUACAGAGGACAGACAGACGGACGAAGCAAAGAGGUACCUGUUAGAGAAGGACAACAAAGAAAGAAGUUAAGUUUAAAGUUUGAAGCUGAGAGCAAAAAGAAGAGAAGAAGAGCAGGAACCAGGAGGGAGAAAGAGGUGCUGUGUGCUGUGUUUAAGCGAAACCACCAACGAAAUCCCAAACCAGUCUAACCAUUAAACCAUUUUUAACCACAACCUCCAGCCAAAGCACAUACCUCAGAGUCAGGAAAUAGUUUUCAUUACAUUUUGUUGAUCAGCUGGAUUUUUAGAAAGUGAAACAAAGUCCCUGUCUGUCACAAAGUCAUCUCAGUACACCUUCCUUACUGUGGGAAACCAUUUACCAAAGUAAACUUAACAUAAAACCAACAAAACACAACCUCAAACGUCAAACGAUGGCCCCCAAGAAGAAGGCCGUCCGUCAGAAGAAGCCCGGUGUGGAAACCAUCCCUCAGGUCGCCAUGGAGACUGCCUCAACCCAACUGAAGGUGGAGAGUCUUGGUGACGGUGUGGUGGUGGUGGAGGGCGGGGUGAAGAAGAUCGAGCAGAUGGCGGCGCUGGACAUCGCUCAGCUGAACAGCCUGAACCUGCCCCUGCCACCACCAGUCAUCAAGCCCGGAGAGAGAGGCCUCGGCCUGGGCAGCGAGCUGACACGACCCAUGCACGGCAACGCCCUGCUGGAGGAGCUCAGCAAGAUGCGACAGGAGAAGUUUCUGACUGAUCUGGAGUUGGCCUGUAAGACGAAAGCCUUCGACGUCCAUAAGCUGGUCAUCUCCUCCAUCAGUCAGUACUUCAGAGAGAUUCUGGCCAAAGACCCGGGCAUUAAGCGUCUGGAGCUGCCCUCCCUCUCACCUCUAGGCCUGGCUAACGUCAUCACUUUCGCCUACCUGGGACGUGUCCAUAUGUCCCUCUACACCAUCGGUUGCACUGCCUCUGCUGCCGCCACCCUGCAGAUCCCUCAGCUCCUUAAGAUGUGCAUGGACUUCCUUUUGGCGGAACUCAACGUGCAGACCUGUGUCUACAUCUGGAACAUCGCCGCCGCCUACGGCCUGAUGCCAGUCUGUGAUGCCGCCCGCCGCUUUGUCCUGGAGAACUUUGUUCAGUUUGCCGAUACACCGCUGUUCACCCAGCUGACCCUGGAGCAGAUCUCCGCCUUCCUGCAGGACGACUCGCUGUUGUUGCCUUCAGAGGUCACUGCCUUCCAGCUGGCCAUGAAGUGGCUCGACUUCGACUCCUCUCGGCAGGCUCACGCUGCAGAGCUCCUGUCUCACAUCCGCUUUGAGACGAUCCCGGCCAGCGAGCUGGUGAGUCAGAUCCAGCCGGUGCCCCGCAUGAUGAUGGACCCUCACUGUCACCGCCUGCUGGUGGACGCCAUGAACUACCACCUGCUGCCCUACCAGCAGAACACCCUGCAGUCCCGACGCACACAGGUCCGCGCUGGUCAGCAGACUCUGCUCACCAUUGGUGGUCGACCAUCACUCACUGAGAGAGCUCUGAGCCGUGAGGUGCUAUGGAGGGACCCUCGUGAAGGAGGAGCUACCUGGCGUCACCUCACCCAGCUGCCAGCGAAGAGCUUCAACCAAUGUGUGGCUGUGAUGGACGGCUUCCUGUACGUGGCCGGAGGAGAGGACCAGAAUGAUGCCCGCAACCAGGCCAAGCAUGCCGUCAGCACCCUCAGCAGAUAUGACCCUCGCUUCAACACCUGGCUCCACCUGGCUAGCAUGCGUCAGCGCCGCACCCACUUCUCUCUGGCAGCCAGCGGUGGCCGCCUGUUUGCCAUCGGCGGCCGCAACGUGGAGGGCCUGCUGGCCACCACUGAAAGCUACCUGCCCUCCUCCAACACCUGGCAGAUGCGUGCACCAAUGGAGGUGCCCCGCUGCUGCCACUCCAGUGCCACCCUGCCCUCAGGAGACAUCCUAGUGACCGGUGGGUACAUCAACUGCGCCUACUCCCGCUCUGUGGCCUGCUACAACGUGGAUACUGACACCUGGAGUGAGAAGGCCCCCAUGGAGACACCCCGUGGCUGGCACUGCUCUGCCACCCUUGGAGGAAAGGUGUAUGUAGUGGGAGGAAGCCAGCUGGGGCCCAGCGGCGAGCGGGUAGAUGUGCUCUCUGUUGAGGUCUUCUCCCCGGAGAGCAGUACAUGGAGCCGUGCUGCCCCUCUCCUCCUGGGUGUGAGCACCGCUGGCCUGUCCCCACUGGCCGACAAGCUGUACCUGCUGGGAGGCUGGAACGAGGCGGAGAAGCGCUACAAGGCAGCCGUCCAGAAGUAUGACCCGUCCACAGACAGCUGGUCGAUGGCAGAGGAUCUACCCGAGCCUACAGUCGGAGUGUCCUGCUGCACCCUAACCCUGCCGCCCCGCCACGCACCACGCCGGCAGCAGCACCGCAACACCCCGGCCCACGAUGAGCAGCAGCAAGCCGUGACGAACCGAAGCAGAGAGAGCAGCGUGGCUCCUUCACAACCCAUCACAGCAUAGAGAGACAGGACGCAGUGGAGACUCUAGAAGAGAUGAAGUUUAACCUCUGGAGAGCAUCUGGAUCAUGUCUGCUCUUUAGUCUGUUACCUACUUAAAACUGAAAUUUAAAGGAGCAGUGUGUAAGAUUCAGGGGGAUUUAGUGCCAUCUAAUGGUGAGAACUGCAGAUUGUAGCCAGCUGAAACCUUUUCUGGUUAAAAUUCCUUCAGAUGUCUGUUUCCUCUCCAAAACAAACAGACCCGGUGAUGUAAACUGAAUAAAAUCAGUGUCUGUCAUAGACAGCCACAAGCCCAGCACCUGCUAAUGUGUGCUAAGUUAUAGAAAAAUGAUUUUUAUUUUCAGUCGGCCAUACACUAAAGAACACAUAUUACAUUAGAUUCAAUUUCUGCCAAUAUAUCCCCCUAAAUCCUACACACUGGACCUUUAAAUUUAUUUCAGUCUGUGAAUAAUUAUGUGUGUAUUGUUCCUCUUAACAUUAUUUAAAAUCUAAAAGCCUUGUUAAUGAUGAUGGAGAAUUUAAAUGGGCAAAAUAAGCCUUUCUUUCCUAUAGAUUUACACUAUUCAGACGGGACUUCGGUGAUCAGUGCUUCUGGAAAUGAUUUCAUGGUGAAUAUUUGGGCUUGACAUCUGUCCAUUAUUAUAAAGAUUUCAACAUAAAAAUUAAACCACAGACAUAAACGCUGCUGCAAGUCGUGCAAGAAAAGAAAAAGUUUGCAUGAUCCAAAGUGGCCUCAGGAGGUUUUACACUGAUGGAAACAGAGAAGAAAAAGGUGGCUAAAGGAUAAAUUGUAGUGUAGAGCAGGUAGAGGUAGAGAGGUGAUGGAUGGAGAGGGAAGAUGAAUGAUGCGAUAACGGGAGCAGUGGCUGUCUGCAGUUUGAGCGGGUUGAACAAACGUCACUGUGAAUCCACUGGCAGUUUGUGUACAAAGAUGUAACUAAGCAGUGUGUGUGAUGUGCAACUGUGAAAAUAAAGUGUGAAUGUGUGUGUGAUUGACAGGAGCGCGUGGCCGCCAUGGCAGAAUGAGCCAAUGCUGACACAAAAACUGCAAUAAUCAAGUUUUCUCAUCAGAAAACUUCAAAUAUUUCUUCAUAAGGAUUGAAGCAGGCCAGCAAUAAACAAACCUGUUUGUUUUAUUUAUUUAAUGGAUAUGUCAGAAGUAGUUUAGCUAAUAAUAAAAUGGUAUAAGAAUUUAUAGACGUAAUACUUAAAUAUAAAUAUUUUCUAAGUGCAAUGGAGAGGAAGGAUUACGAGGUGAACACAGGAGCAAAUCGGUGUGAACUCAACAACACAGGUGAGACUUAAGAGGCAAUAAAUGUAUAAUAACAUGAAAAAAUGUACAAACAUCCUGGGUUCAUAAAACCAGUGAGAUUAAGAAGAAAAUAUUAAUAAAUUAUUUAAAAUAUAAAAAGAAAAAUGUAGAAAAAUCUGAAAAAUAUAGAUAGAAAUCUAAAAAAAAAUAGAUAAAAAUCUGAAAAAUAAAGAUAAAAAUAUAACAAAGCAAAAAAAAUCCAACAAAUAGACCUCACCUGUGUUUGUGAAUCAAACAUUUGCUGUCCUUUAAUUAUGACAUAAUUUUUACUGAAACUAAGACAAACUACCAACUGAAGAACCAGUGAGACUCCAGCAGAUGAAAAAAACAAACUGAGCUGCAGCUGCAUAUUGACAGUUAUUGAUAAAUAUUGUUUAUCGUGAGAUACAAUGAGGUUAAUCUGGCUCAUUUGAUUGGAUGAAUCCCUCUGUAUUUGUCAUGUUUUUAGUGCUAAUGAGCUCUGUGCUGGUGGUUUCACUGAAUAAAGCCAAUGUGAUCAAAACA